AUGAAACAAAAUGAUCUAAAACCAAAACCUGAAAUACAGGCCUUCUGCGACCUUGCUGUACCGGAUCAUCAAAACGAGUGCGGCAUCGCGGGGGUUUGGCGGAACCAGCUUCAGUCCGUAAUGAAGUUCACAUGCAUUGGCGGCCACAUCGAAGGAAAAUACUUCACGGCGGUCGGCAACGCUGACGGAUUUUACACUCUUUCUGGGAAAUACUUGAAGCCCGACGACGACACGACAGUCGUUGGCUGGGUUGUUGCCUUUAGCAACGACAUGUACGGAAAUUCCAACUCCACGACCGCAUGGUCCGGGAUCCAUUACGCUGACGAGGGCACUCUGUACACCCACUGGCUGUUGACCCAUUUCUAUCCACGUGCCCAGCUGUGGAAGACGACGAUGAUCAACCACGAUGACUUUAAGAAGGUCUGCUAA
Molecule: messenger RNA, 429 nt
Organism: Dreissena polymorpha
Lineage: Eukaryota; Metazoa; Mollusca; Bivalvia; Myida; Dreissenidae
Product: streptavidin-V2-like
Exons: 2
Coding region: 1-429 (142 amino acids)
Molecular function (GO): biotin binding
Source: RefSeq, a predicted model, not a curated record